AUGGAACCCCAGGAGAGUAGUGUCCAGUACAGCAGGUGGAACAACAGCCAGGUUGAGGUCAGCAUGAACAUGCAGGCCUCUGAGAGCUGCUGUGAGUGGAUCUACACCAAACUAUGCACCGGGAAGCUGGGCAUCGCCAUGAAGGUGACAGGCGGGAUCACUGUAUUCUGGAUCAUCUUCAUCAUCGGCUAUGUCACCGGCUACUAUGUCCACAAGUGCAAGUAG
Dromiciops gliroides (monito del monte) is the source of this 225-nucleotide messenger RNA. Its product is annotated as small integral membrane protein 1-like. NCBI's taxonomy places the organism in Eukaryota, Metazoa, Chordata, Mammalia, Microbiotheria, Microbiotheriidae. The record is from RefSeq and is a predicted model, not a curated record.